Pneumocystis jirovecii RU7 is the source of this 1407-nucleotide messenger RNA. RefSeq names its product rRNA-processing protein LAS1. Gene Ontology annotation, biological process: maturation of 5.8S rRNA; maturation of LSU-rRNA. Lineage: Eukaryota; Fungi; Ascomycota; Pneumocystomycetes; Pneumocystales; Pneumocystaceae. Gene Ontology annotation, cellular component: preribosome, large subunit precursor; Las1 complex. The transcript is spliced from 6 exons. The record is from RefSeq and is a predicted model, not a curated record. Bases 1 to 1407 code for a protein of 468 amino acids. Gene Ontology annotation, molecular function: endonuclease activity.
AUGAAUCAUUUUGUUCAUAUUGUUCCUUGGAGAUCAUGUUCAGAGUUCAAUGAAGUUCGUGAUUGGUUUUUUGGCCCAUCUAAAAGUCAAGAAACAUUGAUCAAAGGGCUUUCAAGAGUGAGUGCAUGGCAAGUUCGUGGUAGAGUGCCUCAUGCAGUUGAAGCAACGGCGAAUUUAACGUGUGUUUUGGUUCAAGAAGAGCGUGGCACAUGUGAUCCUCUUGGAUUACGUUUAUCCUAUGCAAUGGCUCUUACAAGAUUUGUUAAUGGGUUCUUAGAUCCUGAACAACAAGGUCAAUAUGCCAUAACGAUGCAAACUCUUGCACGAAAUAUCGAUCUUCCUUUGUCUUUUGUCGAAAUCCGCCAUGCAGCUACACAUGAGCAACUUCCAUCUCUAGUAUUAUUGCGCUCUAUGGCAAUUCGUGCAUUAGAAUGGUUAUUAGAUAAAUAUUGGUCUAAAUCUUCCGGAAACACAAUAGAUCUAAGUGGAAAACCAAAAGAAAAGAGAAUUGAAGAAAUUCUUAGAAAUUGGGAAGCAUUUCAGGAAAAAAAUUUUAACAACUCACUGGAAAACAAAGUUAAGGAUUUCGACAGUAAAGAUAUAUCUAUAAUGAUUAAAGAAUGUAUUAUUUUGUGUAGUAGUUUUGGUGGAAUUGAGAUAACAACAAAUCAGCUUUUAAAAAAAAUAAUAGCAUUACCUAAAGACAUGAGUAAGGAAGACUUUUUUAGCAAAACAUAUGAAAUUUGGUUGCCAUUUAUUAGAAAAGUAUCUUCAUCUAUGUGUAAUUUAGUACAAUUCUUUUUUUCACAAAUUAUUUUAAAAUUAGGCGCUUCUGAUGCAAAAAAUAAUUACGUCAUGGAUUCUUUGCCAAUUUUUUCUCUUUCAACAUUAAAAAAAACAAAAAAAAAAGAAGAGGAUAUGGUUUUGUUUGACAUUUUAUUAUUGUGGCUUCAAACCAUUUUGAAUCAAAAACGCUUAAGCAAUGAUUCCAUAAAACCUUUUUUCCCAGAAUUAUCAAUACAUAAAGUGAUUCAAGCUUGUAUACAACAAACGGAUUGCUAUACUGCUCAAUUGUUACAAAAUAUUAUAUCAUUUGACGAAAAUCUUUCAAAAUCUUAUGAAUCCCUUAUUUCUUUGCGUAUUAAUACCAAUUCUCAAGUAAAUUCUUUGCCGAUGAAACGUCCUUUGGAACAAAUUGGAAAUGAAAUUGAUCUGUUUAGAAAGCGCCUUCAAAAAUCACUUAUACAUUAUUCUAAUUCUGAUCAAUCUACUCAAGAAAAUAAUGAUUCUACUCAAGAAAAUAAUGAUUCUACUCAAGAAAAUAAUGAUUUUGCUUUAGUUCUUGGAAAUGGCCGAUGGAGAAAAUUUCAGGGAACAUUUACUCCUUUGCCAAUAGGCAUGCCUUAA